GCCGUCCCUUCUCGGACUCGGACUGUUCGUUCGGUCCAAUGGGCUUCCGACUUCCCUCCUCCUCCUCCUCCUCCUCCGCCUCCGCCGCGGCCUGGAAGUGGCUGGGCUUCGUGACGGCGGUGUGGGUGCAGGCCAUCUCCGGCAACAACUACACCUUCUCCAACUACUCCGACGCCCUCAAGUCCCUCAUGGGCCUCACCCAGCUCCAGCUCAACAACCUCUCCGUCGCCAAGGACGUGGGCAAGGCCUUCGGGCUCCUCGCCGGCCUCGCCUCCGACCGCCUCCCGACGCCCGUGAUCCUGCUCAUCGGGUCGGUCGAGGGUUUGGUGGGCUACGGGGCGCAGUGGCUCGUCGUCAGCCGGAGGAUCCAGCCCCUCCCUUACUGGCAGAUGUGCAUCUUCCUGUGCUUGGGAGGGAACAGCACCACGUGGAUGAACACGGCGGUCCUCGUCACCUGCAUACGCAACUUCCGCCGCAACCGCGGCCCCGUCUCCGGCAUCCUCAAGGGCUUCGUCGGCCUCAGCACCGCCAUCUUCACCGACCUCGCCUCCGCCCUCUUCUCCUCCUCCCCCUCUUCCUUCCUCCUCCUCCUCGCCCUCGUCCCCUUCGCCGUCUGCCUCUCCGCCGUCCUCUUCCUCCGCGAGUCCCCUCCCCCCGCCGCUUCCGAAGACCCCAAGGAGGAGUCCCGCUACUUCGGCGUCUUCAACGCGGUGGCCGUCGCCGCCGCCGUCUACCUGCUCGCGUUCGACGUCACCGCCCCCCACGGCCGGGCCAUCUCCCGCGCGUUCGCCGCCUUCCUCAUCGUGCUCCUGGCCUCGCCGCUGGCCGUGCCGGCGUACUGCUUCUUGAAGAGCUUGACCUCCUCGGGGCCGUCUCUCGAGGGUUCCGACAAGCCGUCCCGCGCGGACGUGGAGAAGCAGCGGGGCCGGGACGACCUGGCCGAGCCGCUGCUGAGGCAGGAGGUCGUCCCGGAGAGCCAGCAGAAGCCGGAGGCCGUGGUGGUGGAGGAGGAGGCGGCGGGGAAGAGGAGGCCGGUGAUCGGAGAGGACCACACGAUAUUGGAGGCGAUGAGGAGCGUGGAUUUCUGGAUCCUGUUCGUGUCGUUCUUGUGCGGGGUGGGGACCGGACUGGCGGUGAUGAACAACAUGGGGCAGAUGGGGUUGGCUCUGGGUUACACCGACGUGUCCAUGUUCGUCUCGUUAACCAGCAUCUGGGGAUUUUUCGGCCGGAUCGGGUCGGGUACUCUGUCCGAGUUCUUCCUCAAGAAAGCCGGAACUCCAAGGCCGCUUUGGAACGCGGCAUCCCAGAUUCUAAUGGCCGUCGGCUACAUCAUCCUCGCCAUGGCCCUGCCCGGCUCCCUAUACAUCGGCUCAAUCGUGGUCGGCAUCUGCUACGGCGUCCGUCUCGCCGUCACGGUCCCCACCGCCUCCGAGCUCUUCGGUCUCAAGUACUACGGCCUCAUCUACAACGUCCUGAUCCUGAACCUCCCGCUCGGCUCGUUCCUCUUCUCCGGCCUCCUUGCCGGCCUGCUGUACGACGCGCAGGCGACCCGCACGGCCGGGGGCGGGAACACCUGCGUGGGGCCCAACUGCUACAGGCUCGUGUUCGUGGUCAUGGCGGUUGCCUGCGUGGUGGGGUUCGGAUUGGACGUGCUGCUUGCGGUGAGGAGCAAGAAGGUCUACGCCAAGAUUUACGCCAGCAAGAAGUCAAAGAAAAUGGGAUCCGACGGUCAAUGAUACGUUAGUAAUUCCUGGGCUGAUUUUUUCUUUGGCCCAGCGAUGAAGUCUACAAAUAGAGAAAGCGCCUUAGGUCAACGAACAGUUUUAGAACCUUCCUGCGAUAUUUUGGAGGGUGGGUGGGUUCUAGGCAAAUGUAUGAUGCAAAUUCGUUCACGAGUCGAUGAAUCUUGGCUUGAUUUGCUGA
Molecule: messenger RNA, 1923 nt
Organism: Rhodamnia argentea
Lineage: Eukaryota; Viridiplantae; Streptophyta; Magnoliopsida; Myrtales; Myrtaceae
Product: protein NUCLEAR FUSION DEFECTIVE 4-like
Exons: 5
Coding region: 39-1736 (565 amino acids)
Cellular component (GO): membrane
Source: RefSeq, a predicted model, not a curated record